Molecule: messenger RNA, 708 nt
Organism: Molossus molossus (Pallas's mastiff bat)
Lineage: Eukaryota; Metazoa; Chordata; Mammalia; Chiroptera; Molossidae
Gene: RAB42
Product: RAB42, member RAS oncogene family
Exons: 2
Coding region: 13-681 (222 amino acids)
Cellular component (GO): Golgi membrane
Molecular function (GO): GTPase activity; GTP binding
Source: RefSeq, a predicted model, not a curated record
GAGACUCCGGCCAUGGAGGCGGGGGGCUGCCGCUACCAGUUUCGAGUCGCGCUGCUGGGGGACUCGGCGGUGGGCAAGACGUCGCUGCUCCGCCGCUAUGUGGAGAGCGCGCCUGGGACGCUGGAGCGGGAGCCCGAGCCGGAGCCCGAGCCGGCGCCCACGGUGGGCGUGGAGUUCUACAGCCGCGCGCUGCAGCUGCGGGCCGGGCCCUGGGUCAAGCUGCAGCUCUGGGACACCGCGGGCCUGGAGCGCUUCAGGUGCAUCACCAGGUCUUUUUACCGGAAUGUGGUGGGUGUCCUGCUGGUUUUUGAUGUGACAAACAGAAAGUCCUUUGAACACAUUCCAGACUGGCACCAGGAGGUCAUGGCCACUCAGGGUCCCAACAAGACAAUCUUCCUGCUGGUUGGCCACAAGAGUGACCUGCAGAGCACCCGGUGUGUCUCGGCCCAGGAGGCAGAGGAGCUGGCUUCCUCCCUGGGCAUGGCCUUCAUGGAAACCUCAGCCAAAAAUAACUGCAAUGUGGACCUGGCCUUCAACACACUCGCCGACACCAUCCAGCAGGCCCUGCAGCAGGAGAACAUCAAGCUGGAGGAGGGCUGGGGGGGCAUUCGACUCAUCAACAAAACUCAAAUCCCUAGGCUCCCCAGCAGGAAGCAGCAUGCAGGCCCAUGCCAGUGCUGACUCCGGGAGGGAAAGGGUUAAAGUGGU